CGAGGCUCAUUUUUCAAAAGUUUCGCUAGUUACUGCGGUUCCGGGUAUUCUUGGUAUAAGCCUUCACCAUUUUGCUUAUUAUCGUAAAGAAUUAAAAAAAUCAUUGCAAUGAGCAUAGAGACUGCUCCGUAUACUGUUUCGAAGGCUUGGACUCAAGAAGUUAGUUUUUCAUGAUCAUAUUGAGAUUCUUAGAAAGUUGAACUGCGUGAGUAUAACUCUUUACGAUGGGUUUGCGCCAUGAGUCAUGAAAGUUCAAUGGAUAAGGCUAGUAAGGAGUGCUUUUGGAAAUUGUUCAGGUAUAUUGGUGGGAAAAAUGCACAAAAGGUUAAAGUACCGAUGACUGCUCCAGUUACUAUUGAAAGUAAACCAGAUAAUCAGUCUGUCAUGAAAAGAUGUUUUACAAUGGGUUUUUACAUUCCUGAGGCGUUUCAAUCAAAUCCACCUGCUCCAACUGAAGACGGGGUAUUUAUAGAAACUAGACCAGCCAUGAAAGUUUACUGUUGGACCUAUUCAGGUUUUUCAAAUAAUGACAAGGCAUUAAAUAAUGCACGUAAACUUGGUGAAAGUCUCGAUCAACUUGGUUUAAAAUAUAUACCAGAUCCUUUUUAUUUCGCUGGUUAUGAUUCACCAUUCAAAUUAAUUAAUCGUCGAAAUGAAAUAUGGUUUAAAGCUCAAUGAAUAAAUUUCUGUUCUUUUUAUCACAAUGAAAAUAAUGAGUGUUUACUUUAGAGAAAGAUAGAGAUAGAGAGAAGGGGGGGGAGAAAGUAAAGCACUUAUCAGCUGACAACGCUUCUUUUUUUUCUGCAUAGAACUUUGUUUCUGUUCUUUGUAAUCAUUAAAGAGUACAUUAUGUCACAUUUUUUUAAAUAUUUUAUGGGAUAAUUGUUUUAUUACACCUGAACUUUUUUUCACUUAGAUAUAUAUGAUUGGUUCAUUCUGUAUCUAUGUGAUUUCACGUGUUGUCUUGUUCUCCACACUACUCAUAUUACUUUCUAUAUAAGUGUACUUAUUUCAUUGUUUGGAUAAUAAUCAUAACAACAAUAAUGUACUACUACUACUACUAAUAAGAAUAACAGUAAUAAUACUUAACUCAGGUGGUCGUAUAUACUCUGCAUAAUCAUAAUAUAUACCUAGUCUUUUUUGUUAGAAAAACCUUUUUUUUUUCAAUUCUAUAAUCUCAGGUCAUAGUGUUACUUACAUUUUUUUUCUGAACAAUUCAAAGUGUUGUGUUUAAGAAUUAAAUAGAUUGUUUUUUACAAUA
Messenger RNA from Schistosoma curassoni, 1261 nucleotides. Lineage: Eukaryota; Metazoa; Platyhelminthes; Trematoda; Strigeidida; Schistosomatidae. The record is from the annotation of a GenBank genome assembly.